Molecule: messenger RNA, 3883 nt
Organism: Cottoperca gobio
Lineage: Eukaryota; Metazoa; Chordata; Actinopteri; Perciformes; Bovichtidae
Gene: nckap1l
Product: NCK associated protein 1 like
Biological process (GO): cortical actin cytoskeleton organization; cell morphogenesis; cell projection assembly
Cellular component (GO): SCAR complex
Source: RefSeq, a predicted model, not a curated record
UCAGAGGGUUCGACUCGCUACACAGGACCUGGAGGCCAAGGCUUGAUCGGAGGGAGAGGUGCAGCCAUGGACUACCAACAAAAACUGGCUGAAAAACUCACCAUCCUCAAUGAGAGAGGGAAUGGGGUGUUAAUACGCAUGAACUACAUUAAGAAGACAUGUGCAGACGCCAAGACGCGGCCAACCCUCCUGACAGAUAAAUCCAUGGAGACCGCCAUCAAGUACAUCAACAAGAAAUUUCCCAACAUUGACUUCAGAGGAAACAUUCAAAAUCUGACCGGCAUACAGCGACAGAAAUCUGAAGUCUUGGCAGCAACAACAAGCUACUAUGACUCUUUCCUGGAUGUCAUCGAGUUCAGGGACCACGUUUAUGAGUUGCUGAACACCAUAGAUGCCUGUCAGUGCUUCUUUGAUAUUGCAAUCAACUUUGACUUCACCAAGAACUACUUGGAUCUGAUCAUCACCUACACGUCUGUGAUCAUAGUGCUCUCUCGCAUCGAUGACAAGAAGGCACUGGUGGGUAUGUUCAACUGCGCCCAUGAGAUGACCAACGGGAGCAGUGACCCCUCCUACCCACGGCUCGGCCAGAUGGUUGUGGAGUACGAGCAUCCUUGGAAGAAGCUCACUGAGGAGUUUGGCCCUCACACAAGGUCUGUGACGGCGGCCUUGCUGUCUCUGAGCAUGGUGUACCCACGCAGGAAUCUGCCAGCAGAGCAGUGGCGGAGCGCCCAGCUCCUCAGCCUGCUCAGUGCUCCAGCUACCAUGCUGGACCCAGCCUGCUGUGACACUAUGGCAUGUGAAUACCUGUCUAUGGAGGUGAUGGAGCGAUGGAUCAUUAUCGGCUUCCUGUUGUGCCACAACAGCCUGAAUACAAACCAGGCCUCCCAGGACCUGUGGAAGAUGGCUCUGCGGAGCGGCCUCUACCUCGUCCUCACCAGAGACGAGGUACUCAACAUACACAAGGUCUCCGAGGACCUCUUCGACAGCAUCAAAGGAUACAACAAGCGGGUCGCAGACAUCAAGGAAUGUCGUGAGCACGCUUUACUCAACAGUGGAGCUAUGCACAGAGAGAGGAGGCAGUUUCUGAGAGGAGCGAUGAUGGAAUUAUUUAAAGUUCUGGAGGAUGAACCUGGACUUCUGGGACCAAAGGCCCUGUACGUUGUCAUGGCUCUGUCAUUUUCCCGUGACGAGGUCCUGUGGCUCGUCAGACACUCUGAGAAUAUGCCAAAGAUAAAAACGGCCGAAGACUACAUUGACAAUCAGAUGGCAGAGCUGCUGUUCCACAUGGAGAAGCUGAGAGGUCUGAUGACAAAGUACAACUAUGUAGUUCAGCGCUACCAUGUCCAGUACCUGGCACAGUUUGAUGCCUUGGUUCUCAAUGACACCAUACAGAAUAUGUAUGUUUGUCCAGAAGAAGAGUCCAUCCUGUUGACUUCAUUUGUCUCAACCCUCUCUGCCUUGUCAAUCAAACAAGUGGAAAACAAAGAGGAGUUUGAUUUCAGAGCACUUAGACUGGACUGGUUGAGAUUGCAGGUAGGAAGGUUUUCUUUGUCUUCUGUUUUAGGCCACACAAGUGUAAACAAGGCCCCUCUUCCAAUAAAGGAAUACACUGACUUAGCGAAGGUGAUGAACAUGAUUCAGUUUCACACCAGGAUGGUGGACAGUUUGGAAGAACUUCUGCAGGAAACAUCUGAGGUGUCCAUACUCGGUUACUACCCGCGUGUCUUUGAGAAGAUGUUUUGCCAGAGCAGUGAGGAGGUGACCAUGAAGCGUUACCUCAUGGCCUUCCCGUCUGUCUGUUCUCACUUCCUCCAGUGUGGAAACCUUCUCUGCCCAGAAGAGACCGAGGCAAUGGAGAAGAGGACUCUGCGCCUGUGUGUGACCUUCCUGGAGCAGCUAGCCAAGCAGACCAGCAGUAUUGUGCUAGAGAUAUGUGCUGAGCAGUGCAACCUCAAUGACCAGCUGCAGCCCAAGCACUGUGCCGAGACCAUCAGCGCAGCUCGCCAUAGAAAGCAAAAGAAGCCGGUGCCAAAGAAGGGAGAGGUCCAGAAAGACAAACCAGGCGCUGAAAGCCAGAGGAAAGACCGGAUCGUCGUUACCAAUCUGGACAAGAUGCAUCUGAUGCUGACAGAGCUCUGCUCCUCCUACAGCCUCUUCAUUGACUUUGUUGUCUUCCACCACAUCGUCGUUCCCACAGAGUUCCUCAUUUCCCAUCUGGAGACACGCCUCUCUGAGAUCAUCGUGAGAAUGGCCAAUUACAACCAGACCACCCAGGAGAUAGCCCGUCCCUCCGACCUGCUUGCAGGGUUAAGAGCCUAUACAGCCAGCCUGCAAAGCCUCUCCAGCUACAUCAAUGUGGACGUCACCCGGUUGAUGAAGAACGUCCUGCUGCAGCAAACACAGCCACUGGACUCACGUGGAGGGAAGACCAUUACGACCAUCUACACAAACUGGUACCUGGAGUGUCUCUUACGUCAGGCCAGCAACUCCCUCAUCGUUCACUGUCCCACGAUGCACUGCUUCGUCAACCAUGCUACUGACAGCGAACCAAGUUUCAGAGCAGAGGAGUUCUCAGAUAUAUCAGAGUUACAGGCCCUGGUGGAGCUAAUUGGUCCAUAUGGUCUGAAGUUUCUGAGUGAGAACCUGAUGUGGCACAUCACCUCUCAAGUCAGUGAGCUGAAGAAACUGGUGAUUGAAAAUAUGGACGUCCUGGUGCAGAUGAGGAACAACUUUGAUAAGCCCCAGGAAAUGGUCAAUCUUAAGAAAAGGCUGACAGGUGGAGAGAACGUGCUGAAGAGGAUGACCAUCAUCGGGGUGAUCCUGUCCUUCAGAUCGAUGUCACAGGACUCUCUGAAAGAUAUCCUGAAUAAGCAUUGCCCAUACCUGAUCGGGCCCAUCGAGUGCCUGAGAGACUUCAUCUCUCCUGAAACUGACAUCAAGGUGACCUUAAGCGUUUUUGAGCUGGCUUCUGCUGCAGGCUUGUCAUGCGAUAUAGAUCCUGCCCUCGUCACAGCAAUCGGCAAUAUGCACACAGAUAACACGUCAGUUGAUGAGGAGUACAAGUUGUCCUGUCUGCUGAUGGUCUACGUCGCCGUGUCCCUGCCUACCCUGGCCCUGGACCCCAACUCUGUCUACAGCAGAGAGCAUGGAGGUCACAACAACAACAUCCACUGUUUAGCUACAGCUAUCAACCAGCUAGCUGCUGCCAUGUUCACGGUUCAGAACAAAAACAUAGAGCAGCACCUCAAAGAGUUUCUCCUGCUGGCCUCCUCGACUCUGCUGCAGCUGGGACAAAACGUGGAAAAAAUGGAGAGCAAAAACCGAGACUCCAUCUACCUGCUCCUACACUUGAUCGUGGAGGAGUCUUCGUUCUUGAGCCAAGACAUGCUGGAGAGCUGCUUCCCGUAUGUUCUGCUCCGAAACGCCUACAGAGAGGUGUAUAGGACCUUCAUCGUCACUCUAGGCUGAAGACUUUGUCAAAUACAUCUGAUGUAACCUUUAUUCAUCCAAGGUACUAUUUUAAUGUGCAUGCAUGUUUUGUUUUCAUUACCGUUCAGUCUCUUAUUCAUAUAAGGUUUAACCAUGGUCUUGGAUAUUUGAUCAUAAUGCCUCUUGUGAGUCACACAUUAAAAAAGAUCCUCCCUCAUUUUACAAACUCUAGACUUACUUUGUUGUUGCUUAUCUGCCAGUAUUUCAGUAUACAUUUACGACUACUGUAGUAUUACUUAUAUAUAUAUAUUCAAUAAUUCAAAUGCAAAUCAGAUAUAUUCUGUAACAUCCCUCAUAUAUGUUACAUCAGUGCCAUGACAUGAUUUGUGUAUUAAUAGUUGCUGUACAACAUUCAUUCUUACAAAUCUAUCACAAAUAAAAAAAUAAAUAAUAA